UGAACUAAUUGUGAAUUCUCUCUCCUUAUCUUUCAACUUGACACUUCGGCAACUAAACAAAUGUAAUUGUUAUUGUUGUAGGCACGUCAUCUUUAAAGAAUAAUAUUUAAUAUUUUUAUAUCUCAACAUUUACUAAUUUACACAUAAGGAAUCAAAAUGAGUGCACUCUUCAAUUUUCAAAGUUUACUAUCAGUGAUUCUGCUUCUAAUCUGCACUUGUGCGUAUCUGCGGUCACUAUUUCCCAGCAUUAUGGACCGUAAUAAGACUGGGUUACUGGGUGUGUUUUGGAAACUAGCAAGAAUAGGAGAACGCAAGUCACCUUAUGUUGCCGUGGCAUGCGUGGGAAUGGCGAUCUCAAUAUUGUUUUGGACGUGAUACAAAAAUAUUGUUUUGAUUGAACUAUUGAUUUGAUAUUUGUUAGCAAUAAAGAUUAAUUUUUGUAACUUUG
Molecule: messenger RNA, 448 nt
Organism: Zeugodacus cucurbitae (melon fly)
Lineage: Eukaryota; Metazoa; Arthropoda; Insecta; Diptera; Tephritidae
Gene: ksh
Product: protein kish-A
Exons: 3
Coding region: 157-375 (72 amino acids)
Biological process (GO): protein secretion; intracellular transport
Source: RefSeq, a predicted model, not a curated record